Cladophialophora carrionii CBS 160.54 is the source of this 639-nucleotide messenger RNA. RefSeq lists its product as uncharacterized. Lineage: Eukaryota; Fungi; Ascomycota; Eurotiomycetes; Chaetothyriales; Herpotrichiellaceae. Bases 1 to 639 code for a protein of 212 amino acids. The transcript has a single exon. The record is from RefSeq and is a predicted model, not a curated record.
AUGGCACCGAUCAACUACGCAGCAGCCUCCAAGGCCAAAUUGGCCCGGAAGUGUGAAGAGCCCCGACUCUUCUACAAGCCUCUGAAAAGAACCCCUCUCCACACACUAGCGGUCAAUGCUACCAGCAACAGGAUCGAGAAGACGUACGAUUUGGUGCAGCCGACAUUCAAGUCCUACAACACGACACUGCCCAUCAAAGUAGGUUGCAGCACCUACAACUACAAGAAGAGCGUACCAGCUCCAAAGGGGCUUAUUUCAUUUCGAGAAGUCGACAAGGCCGCCGUCAACAAGCCCCUGCUGGACUUGAUUGAGAAGGCCAAAGCUGAGAAGAAGAAAGACGAGGAAAGAUUGAGGCGGGAGGUCGACGACCUCUUUGGGCUGGACAGCGAAGACGCUCUUCUCGUGAUCAACGAGCCCGAGGAAGACAUGGAGGAUAAUAACGACGGCAAGCUCGAGAUCACCGACCUCUCCUGCACUCGAUACGAGGUUGUGAGGAGGAUGGUGGAGUGGAGCGACGGCAACAGCACGGCCUUGCCCCCUGCUCUUGGACAGUUGGUCGGCAUCCACUUCGACGGACGCCCGCACUCGUUGACUCUCAACGUCGGUCAAGGCCUCUACUCUCUCUUCGACGAAGUCUGA